This is a messenger RNA of Suncus etruscus (white-toothed pygmy shrew), 1395 nucleotides long. It is a transcript of the gene PPID, whose product is annotated as peptidylprolyl isomerase D. Lineage: Eukaryota; Metazoa; Chordata; Mammalia; Eulipotyphla; Soricidae. The record is from RefSeq and is a predicted model, not a curated record. The coding region runs from base 13 to 1125 and encodes 370 amino acids. Gene Ontology annotation, molecular function: peptidyl-prolyl cis-trans isomerase activity; protein binding. The transcript is spliced from 10 exons. Gene Ontology annotation, biological process: protein folding; protein peptidyl-prolyl isomerization.
UUUGCGGCCGCAAUGUCGCACCCUUCCCCCGAGGCGAAGCCGUCCAACCCCGCGAAUCCCCGAGUCUUCCUGGACGUGGACAUCGGGGGCGAGCGAGUUGGCCGAAUUGUUUUAGAAUUAUUUGCAGACAUUGUACCCAAAACUGCGGAAAAUUUUCGUGCUUUGUGUACUGGAGAAAAAGGCAUUGGUGCUACCACUGGGAAACCGCUCCAUUUCAAAGGAUGCCCUUUCCAUCGAAUUAUUAAGAAAUUUAUGAUUCAGGGUGGAGACUUCUCGAAUCAGAAUGGGACAGGUGGAGAAAGUAUUUAUGGUGAAAAAUUUGAAGAUGAAAAUUUCCAUUACAAGCAUGAUCAGGAAGGUUUAUUGAGCAUGGCAAAUGCAGGUGCCAAUACCAAUGGCUCACAGUUCUUUAUUACAACAGUUCCAACUCCUCAUUUGGAUGGAAAACAUGUGGUUUUUGGCCAAGUACUUAAGGGAAUGGGUGUGGCAAAGAUUCUGGAAAAUGUAGAAGUGAAAGAUGAAAAGCCUGCGAAAAUGUGCGUUAUUGCAGAAUGUGGAGAAUUAAAGGAAGGGGAUGAUUGGGGAAUAAUUCCUAAAGACGGUUCUGGUGACUGUCAUCCAGAUUUCCCUGAGGAUGCAGAUGUAGAUUUAAAGAAUGUAGAUAAAAUUUUACUUAUAGCAGAAGACUUAAAGAAUAUUGGAAAUACUUUUUUCAAAUCUCAGAACUGGGAGAUGGCCAUUAAAAAAUAUACGAAGGUUUUAAGAUAUGUGGAAUGUUCAAAGGCUGUCAUUGAGAAAGCAGAUGGGAACAAGUUGCAGUCUGUUGCUUUAAGCUGUGUGCUGAAUAUUGGGGCUUGUAGACUGAAGAUGGCAAAUUGGCAGGGAGCAGUAGACAGUUGUUUGGAGGCUCUUGAAAUAGACCCUUCAAACACUAAAGCACUGUACCGUAGAGCUCAAGGAUGGCAAGGACUAAAAGAAUAUGAUCAAGCACUGGCUGAUCUUAAGAAAGCCCAGGAGAUAGCACCAGAAGAUAAAGCUAUCCAGGCUGAGUUGCUGAAAGUCAAACAAAAGAUAAAGGCACAAAAAGAUAAAGAGAAAGCAGCAUAUGCAAAAAUGUUUGCUUAACAAGUAAUACUUUUCUUUAACUAGUGUGAACUGGUUGUAUAAAGGCAAUAAGAAAAUAAGGAUUUUUGCUUAUAAGAUCUGUAAUGUGUUUUCUUUAAUGUCAGUUCUCCAUUGUUUACAAUUUAGGAAAACUUUACUAGUAGUGUUCUCAAAAUACAGUGAAAUUGUUUUGUAUAAAUGGCUAUCUGCAUUAUUCACAAAGAAUGUGUCUAGCUGUGUUUUAAAAUCUGAAAGACACACUUACUGAAUAAUAAACAGAUUAAAAUUUAA